Messenger RNA from Sorghum bicolor (sorghum), 1559 nucleotides. RefSeq names its product S-type anion channel SLAH4. Gene Ontology annotation, molecular function: voltage-gated monoatomic anion channel activity. The record is from RefSeq and is a predicted model, not a curated record. Gene Ontology annotation, biological process: transmembrane transport; intracellular monoatomic ion homeostasis. The coding region runs from base 128 to 1390 and encodes 420 amino acids. Lineage: Eukaryota; Viridiplantae; Streptophyta; Magnoliopsida; Poales; Poaceae. The transcript has 2 exons. Gene Ontology annotation, cellular component: membrane.
CGAGAGAUAACCACCAAGCCACACACCCUGCAGCUGCAAUAUACAAUUAAGCAGACGAUCGAGCAGAGGUGGUGGUGGUGGAUCGACGAUCGAUCAGCAAGCUCAUCAUAUCAAAAGUUAUUAGCAAAUGGAAUUGGUCGCAUCACCAUCAUCAUCAUCCUCUCCCUCCCUUAAACCCCACGACGACGACGACGGCGGCAGUAGCAAGAGCAACAAUAAUACUGCUAGCAGCAAGAAGCAGGCCACCAGCAGCAGCAGCAAAUGCCCCCCGCACGGCGGCGGCAACUUAUUCCGGCGGUGGGGGUGGGAGUGGGAGUGGGACAUGCUGACGCGUUUCCACGCCGGCUACUUCCGCAUCAGCCUGGCGCUCAGCGGGCAGGCGCUGCUGUGGCGCACGCUCAUCAGCGACUCCGCCGCCGCCGCCUCCGCCUCCAGCGGGCAUCAUGGGCCCCUGCUGCUGCCCCUGCUGCCCUCCGUGGCCUUCCUUCUCCUCUGGUCGCUGGCGCUGCUGGCCCUGCUGGCGCUCGCCGCGCUCUACGCCGUGCGCUGCCUGCUCCGCUUCCCCGCCGUGCGCGCCGAGUUCCGGCACCACGUCGCCAUGAACUACCUGUUCGCGCCCUGGAUCUCGUGCCUGCUGCUCCUGCAGUCCGCGCCGUUCCUGUUCCUGCGCCCCAGCGCGCCACCGUACCACCUGCUGUGGUGGGCCUUCUCGCUGCCCAUCCUCGCGCUGGACGUCAAGAUCUACGGCCAGUGGUUCACGCGAGGACGCAAGUUCCUCUCCAUGGUGGCCAACCCGGCCAGCCACAUCACCGUCAUCGGCAACCUCGUCACGGCCAGGGCGGCCGCCAGUAUGGGAUGGCACGAGGCCGCAGUCGCCAUCUUCGCCGUCGGUGCCGCGCACUACCUUGUGCUCUUCGUCACGCUGUACCAGAGGUUCCUCGGAUCCGACUCGCUGCCGGCCAUGCUGCGCCCGGUCUUCUUCCUCUUCUUCGCCGCGCCCAGCAUGGCGUCGCUCGCCUGGGACGCCAUAUCAGCCUCCUUCGACACAUGCUGCAAGAUGCUCUUCUUCCUCUCGCUCUUCCUCUUCGCGUCCAUCGUUUCCCGUCCGACGCUGUUCAAGCGUGCGAUGCGUCGCUUCAGCGUGGCGUGGUGGGCCUACUCGUUCCCGCUGACGCUGCUGGCGCUGGCGUCGGCGGAGUACGCGCGGGAGGUGCGGCAGGCGGCGGCCAACGCGCUGAUGCUGGCGCUCGCCGUGCUGUCCGUGGCCGUCACCCUCGCCCUCAUGCUCUUCACCGCCCUACGCACAGCCGACCUGCUGCCGCGCGACGACCCCUUCGACUGCCCGCAGCUGCCCCCCCCAGCUGCUCGUUCCUCCAUCCUAGCUAGCUAGUCAGCUAGACAACAUGCAUGCAUAGAUCAUUGAUGCAUUCUACGUUUCAAAUUAAUUAUAAAUCAGGUUUGACUUUUCUAGUAGAUGUUAAACGCAUGUAAAUUGAGAUGAGAUCGAUACAAGGACAGACAGUCUUUUGUGAAUGAAAUAUAUAUGUUGUCAUUUACUA